GAAAUAUUUAACCCUUGUAUAAAUGGGUGAUGACUCAAAUCAAACAUAAAUUUGGUUAAUAAUAUGCAUUAUAGUGUUUCUUUUAAUUGCAAUGAUAGUGUUUUUAGUUUUAAAAAGAUUCAGAAGAAAAAAUAAAAGUAAAAAGCUAGAAGAAGAAAUCAAUAAACUUUAGCAGUAUGUAAAUUCUUGUGACAGAAAGCUUGAAAGUCGGGGUGAUAAUAUCAAUACUUAACCACAAUUAUAAAAUUAAUCAAGCUCAUUUACUAAAACAAAUCCAAUAUAUUAAUAAGAUUAAGAAAUUUAAAAUGAAAAAAAAUAGAAAAUAUUUUAUGAUCUUGAUAUUGAUAAAUUAGAACGGGAAAUCAUAAAUAAUGAAUCAUAUUCUCCAAAUUGUAAUGAUAGAGUAAAAUAAGGAAAGUAAAAUGGAUGUAAAUAAAUUAUGGGAAUUAAAAAGAAAAAUCUACAAAUUCAAAUUCCUUAAGAUUGA
Molecule: messenger RNA, 487 nt
Organism: Paramecium sonneborni
Lineage: Eukaryota; Ciliophora; Oligohymenophorea; Peniculida; Parameciidae
Source: the annotation of a GenBank genome assembly